Uloborus diversus is the source of this 5469-nucleotide messenger RNA. RefSeq lists its product as uncharacterized. The transcript is spliced from 17 exons. The coding region runs from base 33 to 4868 and encodes 1611 amino acids. Gene Ontology annotation, molecular function: protein binding. The record is from RefSeq and is a predicted model, not a curated record. Lineage: Eukaryota; Metazoa; Arthropoda; Arachnida; Araneae; Uloboridae.
AUGGCGCAGAAAGAUUGCCUACAGUGAAGAGGAUGGAUGGGCGCAGGGCAAUAUGGGUGAGCCUGCCACUCCUGCUGUGGCAUUUUGGAGUGGUGAUGGGAUGUGGCAAACUCAUGCCCUUUGGAAAUAUGACCCAUGACCAUGAUCUGGAAGUGGGCUCCAAUCUGACCGUGCAGUGCCAUCUAUUUAAGGACGAAAUCGAGCUCAACCACACGAAAUAUGCGGUCGGUGCGGAAAACCUGCUCCUGAAGUUUGAGAACUCCUAUCUGGAUGCUGUUAGGAUCGUGGACAAUCUCACGGUGGAGUAUUUUGUGCCGAAUGCCACCUUGAACGACAGCGGCCUCUACAAAUGCUACCUGGAUAUUCCGGAAAUGAGCGCCAACCUCCUGGUCUGCCUGUCCAAUAUCGCUGUAGGAUAUCCACCUUUGGACGUGACAUCUUUUUCCUGCAUAAGCGACGACUUCCGCAACCUGACUUGUUCCUGGGAAAAGCCAUUCAAUCCCGUGAACACGGACUAUACUCUCAACGACCUUCUACGUGGUCUAAUCCUUCGCAAAUGUCCCGAGGUGUUGAAUAAGACCAGCUGCCAGUAUCGCAAGGACACUGCACCUCCGUACCUGCUGAGUCCCACAAAACUGCACUUUCGUCUGGACGGAAAUAAUUCCUUGGGUAAGAACUACCAGACAAUCCAAGUUGAUCACUACAAAAUUGUGAAACCCGGCAUGCCUCGGAUCCUACCGAUUUUCAACGCAACAGCAAGGAGCAUCCUCCUUAAAUGGAGGCCCUCAAAGAACUUGGACUAUGAGUCCUUUCCCCCGGGACUAAUGUACAGUGUACAGUAUUAUCCUGCUCUAUAUCCAGGCAACAUUCAGGAAGUUAUUUUGCGCUUCAAGGAAAACGGAAGUCUGCUUUUGGAGGACCUGAUUCCGCACACGGAUUACGUGUUCAAAGUCCGUUGCCGUUCUCCGUAUUCGGAGGGAGAGCACAUGUGGAGUCCGACUGCAAUUGCACCAGCAGGGACCUUGGCUGAUGUUCCCUACCUCGCUCCUGAGAUUGCAAGUUCUUCGUUUGAUGUCGAGACCAUUCUAGGUAACAGGACUAUCACUUUAUAUUGGAGAGGUGUGCCUCCCCAGUUCGAGAAUGGGAGAGAUUUCCACUACACCAUAGAGUACCACUUGUAUCACGUUCCAUCGAGAGUGGUGCGGGAGAUGUCUGCCAUCAAUGUGGGCAAGAACACGUUCCACAGUUUCAGUCACUUGGAUGCUCAGUCGGCCUACUUUUUCAGGAUAUCGGCAGUCAACGAGAUGGGACCUUCUUACAAUACUUCGGAGAUCAUCGUUGACAAAGCCGAGAAAUUACUGGAGGGACCCAGAGACAUUGUGGUACUCUCUCACGGAAACGGAACUUACGAGGUUUCCUGGAAGAUGUCCAACCGCCGUCCAAUGAACUACACGGUGUUCUGGUGCCAGAGUCUGAAGCCCAGGCCCGUCAAGUGCAACGGAGCUCUGUCCUGGCUGCACACCCUCAAGCAACAGGUGGAACUCCAGCUUCCGGACAAGAGCAACUACCAGUUCGCCGUGUCUGCCAACGAUGAGCGAAAGUCUUCUGGAAUGUACUGGGCCUCUUGCAUCGUCGCUCUCAAUGUUCGCUACAAAUUGAAGAGGGUGGAGUUGACUCCCAAGAAUUCUACGAGUCUGCGCAUCCAGUGGUCUCUCGACUGUGACGCUCAGAGAGUGAUCAUUGAGGAAUAUGCCAUCCAUUAUUGUGAGGCCCAGGGUACUUGCUGUGGGAACCCCAAUGUGGAGGCCUGCCCUGACUGGAAGACGGUGCAUGUUAACGAUACAUCCGUAGAGGAGUACAUCCUGGGAGGACUGAAGCCCUUCACUUUCUACACGGCUUUUGUUCGUGCCUACACCAGGACCGGUUGGAGCGAAAACAGCAACGUGGCAAAAGAAGCCACCAUGUCUGCAGCCCCGAGCGAUUCCCCCAGAGAGGUGGAAGUCCUGGACAUCAACCACAAGAAGAUCACCAUCUCCUUUCGCCCCCCAUCCACCCCCAACGGCCACAUCACCAAGUACGUGGUACACUACGACCGCUCCCCCUCCGAAGAGUACCGCCUGGAGGUACCGGUGCAGGAGGGGAGGGAGGUGUACCGGGUGUCCAUCUCCAAGUCCGUCUUCUACUUCUCCAAUUAUUCCAUCCAGGUGAAGGCCUGUGUGGGCCUGGCCUGCUCUCGGCUCUCGCAGCCCGUCUAUGCGUUCACGGGAAUAUCGUAUCCGGGUUCAGUGAGUGCCCCUCGCGUGGAAGUGAUGCAGUCGUACCUCAACAUCUCCUGGGACCCUCCCCGGUCCCCCAACGGGCCGAUCGACUUCUACCAGGUGUGGAAGGAGAGCAACGAUUCCGACCGAUCGGAGGUCUUCAACGUGACCGACAAGAACGCCCACCUGAGGCUGGACCAGGAGUGUGGGGAGAAGGACGACCAGAGGGUCUACUUCUUCAGGAUUAGGGCGGCCAAUGUGGACGGCAGGGGGUCGGUCCUCUACGGGGAAUACAGCGCCCCCACCAAGACAACACUCUGUCCAUCAGAUCGGGCUAUUGGUCUCGUCAUUGGGAUUGCAGCAGGAUGUGCCCUAGGCCUGGUGGUGAUGAUCUUUGUCAUCUACUAUUUGUAUAACUGUGUUAAAAAAGAAGUUGCCAUGAUCAAAGGAAUUAACGUACAGCUUCCUAAAGGACUAGAAUCUCCCAUUGAGAAUCCGCUGAGUUCCUACGACAAGUUCAAGAAUGGUCUCCAGAAGAAUCAUGACUCGGGCACUCCCUAUGACAGGGCCUACGAGAGGCUGUGUUCCUUCGCUUCCGAGGGCAAGGGCACAGAGUCCCUGAUUCCAGACAUGAAAGACGCCAAGAACCCAUUCGUGGGAGGAGAGGACUCUCAAAGGCUGAAAGGUCGUUGCAGCAGCAGAAACAACAGUGGUGAUAGUAAUAAUUCUGGAAAAGGACACGACAGCAUUUCCUCUUCAAACACCACCAAAACCCAUGUGUCCAUCGAUUCCGGCACAGAAGUGGACUCUCCUCCUUCGCCUGAUGGUUUCUUCUCCGAAAGCAGCUCCUCCAAUACCACCCCACGCUCCUACAAACCAGACUUGGCAGUAGUGAUGGAAGGUAAGGGCUCUAUGAGCAGGGAUUCUGGUCUGGAGAAAGAAGGCGCUGUUCCAAAAUUUGCCUGGUAUGUGAAGAAGAAAUGCGAUGGACGCAUGCCGUCGUACAGCAAGUUUGCCAUCGUGAACCCCACCAUGCCGUCUUUUAUGCCAUAUGGGGACCAAAGUGGAGGAAUUAAGGAUAGCUAUUCAUUAUCAAACAGUGAACCAUCGAUGGCCGACUUUGACAUGGGCAACGGUACCGAGCCUCCCGUUCUUCAGGGAAUACAACCGUAUAGCAAAUUUGGCCUGGCCAGAAGUGCCGGAAACGGGCUCAAUGCCUUCAAUCAGCCCAUAGCCAUCAACUCAAAUGUCGGCUAUUCAAAAUUUGGAAUCGUUUACAGGGCACUAAAGUGUCCAGAAAUCGACAUGGACGACAACCCUGCCAGAAUAUUCUGUCCCGGUGGAUCAAAGUUUAUGGUUGAGAGUCCAAAGGCCAUGGCCGCACUGACCUGUCAGAGUAAUCCGUUUCCUUUCGGUUUGACGAAUUUCAAGCCUGCUGCCUUUGAGAAUAACCCCAUUUGGGGUGCAUCAUCAUUAGAAAAGAAACAAAUUCCUCUUAAAGCAAACCAUGUACUUCCUGUAGAAAUGCCUGGUGAUGCAUAUUCUAAGUUUGGAAUUGGUGCCCCAUUCACAAAUGUAGAUCAGCCCUCCAGUGGAUACAUAAGUUUCAAUGAUACCUUAAAAAACACAGCUGUCACGUGUGAAAGCAAUCGGCAUUUUGACAAUUACUCUAAAAUUGGGGUAGCUGAAGAACCAAACAAGGGUGAAAUGGUGCAUGACGAUCAAAUUGAUACUUCAAACAGACCGAUGGAAAAUGGAGCGACGACGAAUGCUAUAACAAUGCCACAAGUCUCUCGUCCAAGUCAAAAAUCAUAUGUUCCAUUUCAAAGUGCCAUGGCCAUGAAUCAUCAAAACGAUCAAUUAUGGAAUGGACUUGAUGGAAAAGCUUGUAAUGGUGCUCUAGGAAGCAAGGAGGAAACUGAUGCUGAAGAUUCUCCUUCUAUUCUGCAAAAAAUAGCAUCUGAUCCUCGCUUCCUUUUUAAUCAGACUACCUCUGAACAUGAACUCAAAACAGUACCUGAAGCAGCUCAAGCGAACGUCGGCAUCAUUGCCGAUACAAUUGGCAAUCAUUCAAUAGAUCCGGCCUCUCUUUUGGAUCCAGAUUCGGCGGAUCUUCUAGAAGUUGUCAACACGACGGGAGAUUCGUCGAAGUCCGAUGAAACGUGUUCUAGUGGUGAUAGUGACGAGACAUUGCCUAAAAUUUUGGACACACUUAUCCAACCAGUUGCAAUAUCCGAGUGUGUGAAUGACCUUGUUCAACAAGACUUUGCUCAAUCUGUGCAGAACGAUGAGUCUGGAGAGGACUCCCUCGAGAGUCUCGAAUGUGACUCCCAAAAACUUCCUGAUCAUCCAUCUUUUAACGAUAAUCAUAUCACUCACAGCAGAUCAUCAGUACCUCAAAAAAACUCUGAAAGCCAUCUAUCUGCCAUCAAUAUUCCCGAUGUCUCGGAGGGCGGCAGGAAGAACUCUGAAAGCCAUCCAUCUGCCAUCAAUCUCAAAGAAUCAGAGGACGGCAGGACUUCCGUCCGAAACGGCAAAUCGAAGACAAAUGGAUACGUCCCAUUGAGCGAGUUGACGACAUUCACGUCGUUGCAAGUAGAAACAGUCUGAUAGAACAAUACUUUUUAUAUAGAAGUAGCUGGAGUACAUGGAAGCAUGGUUAUGUUUCUAUGCAUCAAAUCUUUACGACUUAUUUUUGUGUACAUGAGUUGAGUUUAUUAUAUGUAUACAGGCUUAUAUAUAAAUACAGAGAAAAAUCAUGUAAGAUGUUCUGCUAUGCCGAAGAUGGCUCGGCCAAAUUUUGUACAGUAUGAAAAUUGUUUCAUAAUAUAAAAGAAUCUCCUUUUGUUGAAUGAUAUAAAAUUUUAAUGAAGUUCAUGAGAGAAGGAAAAAAAAAUCUGGAGCUAUGUUUCAUAAGUUCAAAUGUUGCUGUAGCUUUUUUACCAAAAAUUGAAUGGUUCUACUUUUAGAUCAAAAUUUUCAAUAAGAUUUAAUCUUUCACAAGUAAGUAACUUAUUUCUGUUGAUAAUGUGAAAAGUAUUGCUUCAGAAUGGCAUCAGUAUAUUCUUUAAAGUAAUUUUUGUCGUCUAUAAUUUAGAAGUCAGGUUUAAAUUUCACUUUAAAUUAGACUCGCUUUAUAAGUAGGGACUAAUUUAGUUGACUAAUAUUAUUUAGUCCUUUCUUUAAAAAAUAGUCAAAAAAGAAAAGAAAA